This is a messenger RNA of Callorhinchus milii (elephant shark), 2969 nucleotides long. RefSeq names its product oxysterol-binding protein 1. Bases 1 to 2526 code for a protein of 841 amino acids. Lineage: Eukaryota; Metazoa; Chordata; Chondrichthyes; Chimaeriformes; Callorhinchidae. Gene Ontology annotation, molecular function: cholesterol binding. The transcript has 16 exons. Gene Ontology annotation, cellular component: membrane; intracellular membrane-bounded organelle; cytosol. The record is from RefSeq and is a predicted model, not a curated record.
AUGGGGAAGCCGGCAGCUCCCCUGCCCUCCUCCUGCGGGGUGGUGGCCUUGCUCAGCUCCGUGCCCUGCCUGUCCUGCAAGGCCCAGCCGCCCCCCGGCCCCGAGCCCGACACCGACAUGGCCGAGCCGGCCAGAGCGGCCUGCAGCUCGGCCUCCCCGCUGCUGCCGCCGCCCCCCGGCUCGGACACCGCGCACAAAGGCUGGCUCUACAAAUGGACCAACUACCUGAAGGGCUACCAGCGCCGCUGGUUCGUGCUGAGCAACGGACUCCUCUCCUACUACAGAUCAGCCAGGCAUUAUGAAGACUUUCAUUCAACCUGUGCAUAUUGCACCUGCUCACCAUCAUGCAGCGGCCUUCAGCCAGGAGGGGGGCCGGUAGGAGGCGCACUGGCAGUGGGGACUCAGGCCGAGAUGGCACACACGUGUCGUGGCACCAUUAACCUGGCCACGGCUCACAUCGACGUGGAGGACUCGUGCACCUUUGUCCUCUCAGACGGCGGUCGUACGUACCACCUGAAGGCGAGCUCUGAGGUGGAGAGGCAGCGCUGGGUGACAGCACUGGAGUUGGCCAAGUCCAGAGCCAUCCGCAUGUUAAACGACCAGUCAGAUGACUCCGGUGACGAAGAGCCGACCUCGCAGUCGGAGAAGAGCGAGCUGCACAGCACCCUGAAAACCCUGGCCAACAAACUCGACGACCUGACCACGUGCAACGAUCUCAUUGCCAAGCACGGGGCAGCCCUCCAGAGAUCCCUCAGCGAGCUCGAGAGCUUGAAGCUGCCGGCAGAGAGCGGAGAGAAGAUUAAGGCAGUCAACGAGAGAGCCACCCUCUUCCGUAUUACUUCCAAUGCUAUGAUCAAUGCGUGCCGGGACUUUGUGGAUUUAGCCGAGACCCACAGUCGUAAGUGGCAGCGAGCGUUGCAGUAUGAGCGCGAGCAGCGGAUCCGCCUAGAGGAGACCAUCGAGCAGCUGGCCAAACAGCACAACAGUCUGGAACGUGCCUGCCGUGGUGCUCCCUCACUGCCACCGCUCAACACACGACUCACCAGUGUCGCUCGAGUGAGUGCACGCCUCGCCAAAGCGGAUGCCAGUGAUGAAGAUGAUGAGACGGAGUACUUUGAUGCCAUGGAGAACGCACCAGAGUUUAUCACAGUAACUGCAGACCCCUCGAAACACAGGCGUACAGAGAGCAAUAUCAGUGGAACCAGCAGCGGUCAUACUGAUACCUGGAAUCUGGACGACCAUGUGUUUCACAGUCAGCACCAAGCUUCUUGCAAUGAAUCAGCAAGCGGGGAGGUACUGCCAAAGAGAAAGAGACGGACUCUCAUCCCAGACAAACCCAGCUACAGCCUUAACCUUUGGAGCAUCAUGAAAAACUGCAUUGGAAAGGAAUUGUCCAAAAUCCCCAUGCCUGUGAAUUUCAACGAGCCUUUAUCAAUGCUUCAGAGACUAACUGAAGACCUGGAGUAUCACAGCUUGUUGGACCUGGCAGCCAGGUGUGACAGCCCUGUGGAGCAGAUGUGCUACGUGGCUGCUUUCUCAGUGUCUUCCUACUCCACGACUGUGCAUCGCACGGCAAAGCCAUUCAACCCACUCCUCGGGGAGACCUUCGAGCUGGAUCGGGUGGAGGAGAGCGGCUUCCGCUCGCUGUGUGAGCAGGUUAGCCACCAUCCCCCCGCUGCUGCCCAUCACGUCUGCUCCAAUCGCGGCUGGACUCUGUGGCAGGAGAUCACCAUAGCCAGCAAAUUCCGGGGGAAAUAUCUCUCCAUCAUGCCACUAGGUGCUAUUCACUUACAGUUCCAAUCCGGGGGCAACCACUAUGUGUGGAGGAAAGUCACCUCCACGGUGCACAACAUCAUUGUAGGCAAGCUGUGGAUCGAUCAGUCAGGAGAGAUCGAGAUCAUCAAUUACAAGACAAAGGAUAGGUGUCAACUCAAAUUCAGCCCCUACAGUUACUUCUCACGAGAUAUUGCCAGGAAGGUGACGGGGGUGGUGAGCGACGCGGAGGGCAAAGCUAACUACAUCCUGUCCGGGACGUGGGACGAGAAGAUGGAGGGCGCCAAGAUUGUGCAGAGCAGCCGUGGCGGGACGAGCUGCGAGGGCAAACAGAAAACCGUCUACCAGACCCUGCCGCCCAGGGUGCUGUGGAGAAAGUACCCGCUUCCUGAGAACGCAGACAACAUGUACUAUUUCUCCGAGCUGGCUCUGACCCUGAACGAGCUGGAGAGCGGGGUGGCUCCCACGGACAGCCGGCUCCGGCCGGACCAGCGGCUGAUGGAGAACGGCAAGUGGGAUGAGGCCAACGUGGAGAAGCAGCGGCUGGAGGAGAAGCAGAGAGCCGUGCGGCGUCUGAGAGAGGCCCAGGCCGCGGAAGCUUCCGAGGAAGGGAGAGAAUGUGAAGCCUAUCAGCCUCGGUGGUUUGAGAAGAAGCAGGAUCCCGUCACUAAGGAAAUGGCUUACAUCUACAAAGGUGGCUACUGGGAGUGCAAGGACAAACAGGACUGGAAGCUGUGCCCAGACAUCUUCUGAGCACCGUGGACCCUGGCCUGAUGGACUUCGGAGUCUCUCUGUUCAGCCGCGAGAGACGAAGGAGGGCAGCGAGCCAGGCAGGUCCCCACUGCGGACACAAGCAGCAACACAUACAGGGCAGCUUUCUGGUACAGACAACACCAAUGCAAAUAAAAACCACAAACAGACAACAGCAGAGCAGUGCAGAACCCAGGGAUCCCUCAGCCACAGAGCCCUGAGGACCAUGGUUAGGUCAAAAGGAGUAACGUUUUGGGAUUGCUUGGUAAUGGGCACGAGCACCAGUAUUUCAGCAAUUAAGAUUCCCAACCCACCCCCCACCCCCCUACUUCUUCCACACACACAACCCCCUCCCCCCAUGUCUGUUCAUUUUAGGUGUGAAUGAGUCGUCCUUUACUUUUGAUUAUUUCCGAGACCAUUUUCCCUUCCCUCCCCUCCCAUCCCCG